Molecule: messenger RNA, 366 nt
Organism: Hyaloscypha bicolor E
Lineage: Eukaryota; Fungi; Ascomycota; Leotiomycetes; Helotiales; Hyaloscyphaceae
Exons: 3
Coding region: 1-366 (121 amino acids)
Biological process (GO): DNA-templated transcription; termination of RNA polymerase I transcription
Cellular component (GO): RNA polymerase I complex
Molecular function (GO): nucleic acid binding; zinc ion binding; DNA-directed RNA polymerase activity
Source: RefSeq, a predicted model, not a curated record
AUGUCUGCAAUUGGAUCUCUCGUCUUUUGUACAGACUGUGGUAAUCUACUUGAACCUUCUAAAGGAAUAAAAAAUUCGAUUCUGAAGUGUGAAUGUUGUGGCACAGAGAACAAAGAUACUGCCUCGACGACUAUCACUACGACUACCAAAGCCUCUUCCUUUCCCUCAGUCCUACGACAAAAGCGAUCAGCUAUCCAGACCGUCGAGAGAAGUGAUAUGAAGAAUGAGGCGGUCAUCCAAGUUACAUGCCCAGAAUGCGGCAGGAAGGAGGUCAGGUACACCGCGGUACAGUUGAGAAGUGCGGAUGAAGGAAGUACCAUAUUCUACAGCUGUGAUUGUGGCCAUAAGUGGAAUACAAACAACUGA